This is a messenger RNA of Cuscuta epithymum, 2091 nucleotides long. The record is from the annotation of a GenBank genome assembly. Lineage: Eukaryota; Viridiplantae; Streptophyta; Magnoliopsida; Solanales; Convolvulaceae.
UGAAAAGAUGAAUAAAAUUAUAAGUUUUUUUGCCAUAUCCACCCCUACUUUGCUAGUUAAGUGAUCAUAAUAUUUCUUCUCCGAAAUCAUGAUAGCCCUAGGGUUUCCUAAAUCAAGGUGCCCGGAAGCUCCUCAGUCCUCACAUAUGUCGUCUCUAUUACUUACCGUACCAUAGCUGCAGUUUUCCACUAGGAUCAUAAUUGAGUCCUUUUACAUUUGAGAGAGAAACAUAUGGUUUUGAUCGGUGAGGGCCCUACGGAUCAGAGGUUGCCUCCCGGAUUUAGAUUCCACCCGACUGACGAGGAGUUGGUUCUGUACUACCUGAAGAGAAAAGUCUGCCGCCGACGGCUUCUUCUUGAUGUCAUCGGCGAGACUGACGUCUACAAAUGGGAUCCGGAGGACCUUCCUGAGCUGUCUAAGUUAAAGACUGGUGACAGACAGUGGUUCUUCUUUAGCCCCAGGGACAGAAAGCACCCAAACAGUAGCAGAACAAAUAGAGCCACUGAGCAUGGCUACUGGAAAGUGACAGGGAAGGACCGCACUAUCACCUGUAAUUCCCGUGAUGUUGGCAUUAAGAAAACGCUAGUUUUUUAUAAAGGCCGUUCACCUAAAGGUGAAAGAACAGAUUGGGUGAUGCAUGAGUAUACCCUGGAUGAAGUGGAGUUGAGAAGAUGCCAAUCCUCACAGGAUUACUAUGUACUGUACAAGGUAUUUAAAAAGAGCGGUCCUGGUCCAAAAAACGGCGAAGAAUAUGGUGCACCGUUUAAGGAGGAGGACUGGGCUGAUGAUGAAUGCUUGCAAGCUGUAACUAUUCAUGUUGAACAGGAUAAGUCUCCCGAAAAGGUUAAUGAUGAUGGGCUGCCCGUGGUAGACGAUCUUGAAGAACUCCUUAAUCGUUUAGCGGGUGAGCCUCCACUAACAGAAUUGAAUUAUUUAACAGAGAACACAUCAAGUGAUAUGACACAUUCAGGUGCACUCAAGACGCUCCUACCUGAGGUCACGGUUGGUCCAGUUACCAAUGAAGGGGGGAAGGCUCAAGUAGUGGAAGAGGUUUUUCUUGAAGAUUCCUUGGAGGUGAAUGAUCUUGAUGGUCUAAGGCCCACAGGUGUCCAGAGUAUGGCAAUUCAACCAUUUGUUUCUGUAGAUGGAUAUAACGAACUCGACAUUUACCAAGAUGCGUGUAUGUUUCUUCAUGAUAUGGGGGCUACUGGAGAGGACCGGGUUAGUGGAAGAAGUGCAUAUCAUGUGACUAAUGAAAUUACUAGCUCACACUUCACCGAUUCUAGUGAUUUUCAUCCAAUGGGGAUUAAUCCACAAUUACAUAUAAACGCUGGUAAUGAUUUCAACAACCAGCCGUGGAGUCAUGAACUAAGUUGUGGGAUGAUCAACUCCAUUGAAGCAAAGCAGUGCACCAUCCUCCCAAUGACAUCAGGUGUGGUAUAUGGUACUCAUUUGGAAAGUCAUGCUGUGGGUGCAAAUUUGAGCCAGAAUACUACUACUCCUGCUACUACUCCUACUACUACACAGGGUGAUACUACUACUACUACCACACAGGAUGAUGCUUCAAAGCACUCCAGCUUCUCAUCUGCUCUAUGGGCAUUUAUGGAAUCUAUACCAACUACUCAUGCUUCAGCUGCAGAAAGUGAUCCGGCGAGCAAGGCCUUCGAGCUAGUGCCUAGCUUCCAAAGACUCAGACUGAAUGCCAUUAAUAUUGCUGCAGCAGUUAGCAAUGCAUCAGCAGUUUCAGAAAGAUGUUGCGCUGUCAGUUACAAUAAUGGAUUUUGUAGGUUAUUUUGCUUUUCUCUACUUGGAGUGUGCUGUGCUAUCUUAUGGAUGAUAUUUGUAGCAGCCUCAUAGUCCAUGGGGAUGAUAUUGGUCAAAGUACAUAUUUUGUUCAGUCAUAUGAAGUGUCCUUGAUAUCUUAACGCGCCAUGGUAUGUUUUUAAAUACGGAGUAUGAUGUUACAUUGGACUAUGAGCCAUAGUAUGAGGGAGAUGAUGUGUUUUCAAGAUAAUAUGAGAUGCCUUCAUCAUUAGCACUCUUUUAAAAUGUUAGGACACAUUUACUUCAAGGAUUACUAAACGGUGCUCA